AUGUCGAAUCGCUCACCACAAAAUGUGCUGAAAAACAUGCAGCGCAUGUUCCAACAGAUGCAAGAGAAUGCGCGAAGCUCUUCCCGACAGGGUGGUCCGCGUGGCAGCGGUGGUGGCGGCGGCCCCGUGAAUCCAGCCAUUGGUGGCGCGGGUUUGAUUGCGUUGGUGGGUCUGGCUGUGGGUAUCAAUGCUUCGCUGUUUAAUGUCGACGGUGGUCAUCGCGCCAUCAAGUAUUCGCGUGUGUAUGGUGUGGGCAAUACUAUUUUCCCAGAAGGUACGCACCUGUUGAUCCCGUGGAUUGAGACGCCCAUCGACUAUGACGUGCGUGCCAAGCCGCGAAGUAUCGCAAGUCUGACAGGCACCAAGGACUUACAGAUGGUGUCUCUUACGUGCCGUGUAUUGUCGCGUCCUAGUGUGGAAGACUUGCCGACCAUCUACCGCGAGCUCGGCACGGAAUACGACGAACGCGUAUUGCCCAGCAUUGUCAAUGAAGUGCUCAAGUCUGUUGUGGCACAAUUCAAUGCAUCCCAGCUUAUCACGCAGCGUGAAAUGGUGUCUCGUCUUGUGCGUGAGAACCUCAAGGUGCGUGCUCGCCGCUUCAACAUUAUUCUGGACGAUGUGUCGAUCACGCACAUCUCCUUCUCGCCCGAAUUCACGCAUGCCGUUGAGGCGAAGCAAAUCACGCAGCAAUCCGCUUUGCGUGCUGCAUUCCAGGUGGACCAGGCGUUGCAAGAGAAACAAGCGAUUAUUGUGCGCUCGGCUGGUGAGGCGCGCGCUGCGGAGCUGAUCGGUGACGCCGUACGCAAGAAUAAGGGCUUCCUCGAGCUGAAGCGUCUUGACGCUGCACGCGAAAUUGCGAAUACGCUGUCGAAUUCAGGCAACCGCAUUAUGCUCGACUCCAAGAGUCUGUUGCUGAAUGUGAACGAAAAAGCACCGCAGAACUAG
Malassezia restricta is the source of this 945-nucleotide messenger RNA. RefSeq names its product prohibitin 2. Lineage: Eukaryota; Fungi; Basidiomycota; Malasseziomycetes; Malasseziales; Malasseziaceae. The record is from RefSeq and is a predicted model, not a curated record. Gene Ontology annotation, biological process: mitochondrion organization. Gene Ontology annotation, cellular component: mitochondrion; membrane. The transcript has a single exon. The coding region runs from base 1 to 945 and encodes 314 amino acids.